AUCGAGCCGCGCGCGGGAUCCCAUAGCCUUGUACUGCCCUGCUUCACUACUUAAGCGACUUCUACUCAUACUCGCCGCCUUGCCAUCCAGUUCGGAGCUGCUCUGGACUGCUCCUUCCACGUGCCGCUACACUGCCCAAGCCCGUGAUGUACGAAAACUCGCAUAUGCGGCUGUAGUUCUCCUUGCAGCGCGACUGUUUCCUUACGGGAUUGGUUCAAUGUUAACCCCUUCCCUUCGCCCUCAACCUCGCUCAACCCUUCGCUCCUCCCUCCACUCCUUCACCUUCACCAUCAGGCACACCUACGCCUUGAAGGGCGCCGCCAGCGCAACGUCCACCGUGGACGGCACGGCGCCCCUGGCCUUGCCGAUGUCCGGCAGGUUCGGCGGUACUAGGCCAGCGGCUGCUGCGUCCAGUGCAUGAAGCACAGGGCAUUCUGCACGGCCUGGUACUGCUGGACGCAGCCCCGGAAGAUGAGGCGGCUGGGCCCAUCGAACACGUCCGUCCAAUGCGCCGCGAGGACUGCCGCAGUAGCAAAGGGGGCAUGCAAGGCCACGUGGAGGAGGAGAGCGCGGCGCCGCCCGAGAAGCCCGGUCCGCAGGUUGCGACCUGCCGGUGUCCGGCUUGCGGUCUGUGCUAGCGAGCAUAGCGUGGCGCGGGGGGGGGGGGGGCAAGGAUGUGUUACUGUUUGGUUUGUUGCCUGCCGUGCUUGUGCUUGACAGCGGUCAGCGGGACGCGGCUGGGCACAUGGUGGGCGGUGCCUGUACGAACCGACCCCAGGUACGUAUGUAUAAAGGUCGAUUUGUGGGGCAUGCACCAGCUGUUUGUUGGGCAGUGAUAUGCAUACCUAGUUCCGGCAAGCUAUGUGCUGAUGGCGCGUGUGUGUGUGGGGGGGGGGGGUUGUUGUUGUAAAGAUUGAUGAACCGUACACCCGCUGAUGCGUGCACAUGGUCGUCCGGCUACGUCUGGUGCGCGAAAAUGGUGAAUGUACGUAGGAAGGUGCAGGCUGGGGGCAGAUUGAACUGGGCCAGAUAGGGCCAGAGGGUACGAUAUAUCGUACUGUAGGCAGGGAGUCAGGGACAGAUGGCAGGGUGGCGGCUCAAUCAAAUGAGCAAGGUCUUACCACAUUUGAAAGGCUGUCCCUGUCAUUUACGCUCGAGUCGCGUCCUGAUUGCGUUCGAAACGUAUAGGAUGAGCUGGAGAAACUUUUAGGAGCUGAAAACGCGUUGAAAACGCGU
This is a messenger RNA of Chlamydomonas reinhardtii, 1236 nucleotides long. RefSeq lists its product as uncharacterized. The transcript has a single exon. The coding region runs from base 218 to 421 and encodes 67 amino acids. Lineage: Eukaryota; Viridiplantae; Chlorophyta; Chlorophyceae; Chlamydomonadales; Chlamydomonadaceae. The record is from RefSeq and is a predicted model, not a curated record.